This is a messenger RNA of Paramecium primaurelia, 674 nucleotides long. NCBI's taxonomy places the organism in Eukaryota, Ciliophora, Oligohymenophorea, Peniculida, Parameciidae. The record is from the annotation of a GenBank genome assembly.
AUGCUAUUCCCGCUUUGCAGAGAUUUUAUUUAUGCUCAACGAUAAGGACUUAAAUUUAAAAAAGAAGUCACUAUCUAAAUUUCAAACAAUAUCCUCAUAGAUCAAGAUGGUCAUCAAUACUAGAUUUAAACACAAUAGUAAGACAUCUAAGGUAUUAUCUGAUAAAUUUAAUUAAGGAAUUGCAUCUUCAUUCGAAACACAACUUAAUGAGAAGGAUGAAGUAUUACUAAUUAUCAAAGAACUAUUAUGUAAUGGAUAAAAUAUCAAGACAAACAUUGCAAUCAAUAUGAAGUAAUAAAUUCAAAAGUCAACAGAAUCUGCUAUAUUAUACAAAUAAAUAAAAAAGAAGAUCAAAAAAUUCAAUCAAGUUUUUUAAAAAUCUGGUUAAAAACAAUUAUUAACCAAAGAAAUCAUCCAACAAAGAUAAUAAAAAGAAUAAGAAUAAGUACCUCGUAAAAAUUCAGAAUCAUUAACCAUUACAAAUAAUGAAAUAAGCUAUAUCAAAUAUCUUGAAUCAUUGAGCAAUGGCAUAAGCAAAAGUAAUUAUUUAUAAAUAUCACUUCUUAGAAUACGUAAUUGAAUAUUUUAAGAAAUAGAAAAUCAGAAAUGAGAAAUUCAUUAAUUUAUUAUAUCCACCUCUUUAAAUUGAAUAAGAACUAUUUGAAUUUUAAUGA